UCAAAAUUCCCUUGCCUUAGUUGGAAAUGGCUGUGCGAUCAUUCUCCCAUCAUCCCACGCAGGUUUAUGUGGUUAUCAUGUAAUUAGAAACGGCAGCUACACUGUAUACAUAAGUGGACCUCAAGCUUUCGGAGCUAACACAGAAGAUAGAAAAUGCCAAGUUUUCUGCCAAGUUACAUGGCGCAAGACAACACUUCCUGGUUGCUCCUUAUCUUACCCAUCUUCCUCAUUCUACUAUUCAAAUGGUAUUCCAAGUCUGCAAUCAGCAAAAGCUCACUCCCUUCUCCACCAAAAUUGCCAGUGAUAGGAAAUCUCCAUCAACUAGGUUUGUACCCUCCCCGUACCCUCCAUUCUCUGGCUCAGAAGUAUGGCCCCUUGAUGCUUCUUCAUCCUGGGAGAAAAGCAGUACUUGUAGUCUCUUCUGCAGAAGCUGCUCGCGAGGUGAUGAAAACCCAUGAUCUUGUAUUUUCAAACAGGCCUAAGCUUAAAAUGUUUGAUAUGCUAUUAUAUGGCAAGGACGUUGCAUCAGCUCCAUGUGGAGAAUACUGGAGGCAGUUAAGAAGCAUCUGCGUGUUGCCUCUUCUGAGUAACAAAAUGGUUCAAUCCCUUCGCGGUGUGAGAGAGGAAGAAACUUCCAUAAUGAUGGAAAAGAUCAAGCACGCUUGUUCUGCUAACAGAUCAGUGAACUUGAGCGAGUUAUUUUCAUCGAUUGCGAACGAUGUGGUUUGCAGGGCGGCUUUAGGCAGGAAAUAUGGCGAGGGGAGUGGGAGAAAAUUUAUGGAGUUACUAGACAACUUUGGAGAGCUAAUGGGUUCUUUUGUGUUAGGGGACUAUACACCUUGGCUUGAUUGGCUUGGUCAUGUGAAUGGCUUUUACGCUAGAACACAUGCAGUGGCUGAAGAGUUUGAUCGAUUUCUGGAGGAAGUAGUUGAGGAGCACAUGAAUCGUCCAAAAGAAGCCUAUGAUUCUACUGAAGGCGAUGAUGAUUUUGUGGACCUUUUGCUUUCGCUCCAAAGGACAAACUCUAUUGGCUUUCCCAUUGACAGAUCUGCCAUAAAGGCUGUGAUCUUGGACAUGUUUGCUGCGGGCACAGAUACCACAUACACAGUCUUAGAAUGGACGAUGGCAGAAUUGUUAAGACAUCCAAAUGUUAUGAAAAAGCUACAAGACGAGGUUAGAAAUGUAAAAGGAGACAAAUCACACACACUAACAGAGGAGGAUAUAGAUCACAUGCCUUACCUAAGGGCAGUGUUAAAAGAAACACUUCGAUUACACCCUCCAAUUCCUUUACUAGUCCCUCGAGAAAGCAUGCAAGAAAUAAAACUACUUGGUCAUCACAUUGGUGCUAAGACGCAUGUAAUUGUGAAUGCUUGGGCAAUAGCAAGAGAUCCUGUGCAUUGGGACAAUCCUCAAGAAUUCAAGCCGGAGAGGUUCUUGAACAGCUCAAUAGAUUAUAAAGGACUUGAUUUUCAAUUGAUCCCAUUUGGAGCAGGAAGAAGGGGGUGUCCUGGAACACAACUUGCGAUGGCCUUGAACGAGCUUGUGAUAGCAAACGUUUUGUACCGUUUUGAUUGGUCUUUGCCAAAAGGAGAACAGGGGAAGGACUUGGACAUGUGUGAAACAGUUGGGCUUACUGCGCAUAAAAAGAUGCCUCUUCUGGGAAUUGCGUUGCCGCGCAACAAGUGAACGCCACAAGAAUCGUACGUCCUCCUAAAGAAGCCUUUGAUACUACAAAUGGUGGUGAUGAUUUUGUGAUGUGAUGCUUCUUGUUAGGAAAUAAAAUUUGUAUGUGGAAAUAAAAUAUACUACCUUCCUUCCUAUUUAUAAGACCUUAUAAAUAAGGUUUCAUAAUUAAGACAUGAGGUAGUAAUUUCUUGUGUUAGAGAUGAACAUAUAAAAAGUGAUUUGACGGAGAGUGGCAAAUUCUAAACUGGUAUCAUGUGACUUUUGUAACAUGUGAAGUAAAAC
This is a messenger RNA of Neltuma alba, 1968 nucleotides long. RefSeq names its product cytochrome P450 71A2-like. Gene Ontology annotation, molecular function: monooxygenase activity; heme binding; oxidoreductase activity, acting on paired donors, with incorporation or reduction of molecular oxygen. The transcript is spliced from 2 exons. The coding region runs from base 154 to 1686 and encodes 510 amino acids. Lineage: Eukaryota; Viridiplantae; Streptophyta; Magnoliopsida; Fabales; Fabaceae. The record is from RefSeq and is a predicted model, not a curated record.